Molecule: messenger RNA, 875 nt
Organism: Paramecium sonneborni
Lineage: Eukaryota; Ciliophora; Oligohymenophorea; Peniculida; Parameciidae
Source: the annotation of a GenBank genome assembly
AUGUAUUGGACUUUCAUUUCCAAACGAGUACUUUAAGAUUUAGAAUCAAUACCAAAUUCUAAUCCUGUCCAUAAAACUAUUAAUAAUAUAACAUCGAAAAUCAAUCAUUCAUUUGAAUUAGAUUCCUUUAAAUUAUAUUCAGCAAGUAAAAUAAGAUGCUAAUCAACUCAUGAAAUAAGUGAAAAAAUGGUUACUUCAAAAUAUUAAAGAUUUCAUGAUAUAUAGAUAGAAUUUCCGAUGGUUAGAAAAAGAAGACUUGCAAAAAUUAUAUCAAAUCCAAAUGACUACUGCUGUAAAUUUUUAGAAUCAAAAUUUUUUAGAGAGAUCAAGGACCGGAAAAAGGGGAACUUUAGCAGGUACAAUCUUGAAGAAAUACAAGGAUAUUCGUUUAACUAAUCCUUAUAAUGAUAAAGUUUUGCAAAGUUCCUAAUAAACGUAUUAAAUGAAUCAACAUUAGAUAGGAAAUGAUUAGCUCUAGAAGAAGCAUUCAUACGAUUUAGAGUUAAUAGUAAAUAAAGGAAAGAUAAUGUUCUAACGGAAGCUCCUCCCCUAAAAUUCCAACAACAAUAAGUCCUAUUACUCCAAUUGCACCAAAAUAAUGUAUUUUAUCUUAUUAUUUAGAACAAAAUUAUAUCAUUCGUUCCAAACUAGGUUAGUCUGUUGAUUUAGGAAAAUUUAAACAUCCCCGUCAAUUAUAGCCUUUAUCAGAUAUUACAAGUUGCUCUCCUAGAGCUGCUAUUCAACCUUUAGCUUAUAAAACCUUUCAUCGAAAAACGAAUUCAUAAAAUUCUAUAAAUUCAUUAUAUGUCAUGAAUAAAGUAUAUGGAAAUGUGAGCAAUAAAAAUCUACCUAAAUCAAUAUUCAAAGUUAAAUGA